Molecule: messenger RNA, 534 nt
Organism: Vicia villosa (hairy vetch)
Lineage: Eukaryota; Viridiplantae; Streptophyta; Magnoliopsida; Fabales; Fabaceae
Product: secreted RxLR effector protein 161-like
Exons: 1
Coding region: 1-534 (177 amino acids)
Source: RefSeq, a predicted model, not a curated record
AUGUCUACUCCUAUGCAUCCUUCCUCUAGUUUAGACAAAGAUGAAAAAGGAAUAACUACUUCUGAAAAAGAAUAUCGUGGUAUGAUUGGAUCUUUACUUUAUUUAACUGCAAGUCGUCCUGACAUUGUAUUCUCAGUUGGACUUUGUGCUAGAUUCCAAACAGAUCCCAAGGAAUCUCAUCUUACUGCUGUAAAGCGUAUUCUCAGAUAUCUUAUUGGUACAACUAACAUUGGUCUUUGGUACAAAAGAAGUUCAGAAUUUGAUUUAAAAGCAUUUUGUGAUGCUUACUAUGCUGGAGACAAAGUAGAAAGAAAAAGUACUAGUGGUGCAUGUCAAAUCCUAGGAGAUUCUCUUACAACAUGGUCAUGUAAAAAACAAAGUACUAUUGCACUCUCCACAACCGAAGCUGAAUAUGUGUCAGCAGCUAACUGUUGUUCACAGAUCAUUUGGAUAAAAAAUCAAUUGGAAGACUACUCUCUAAACUACUCCAAGGUACCUAUUUAUUGUGAUAAUACUAGUGCUAUAAAUUUAUAA